UAAUCAAAAUGUUUCGUAUAAAAAUAAAUUUUGUGGUCCUUAAUUGCAUCAGUUUUAAUUUUCGGUUUUGAUAUACAAAUCUCACAAAUUAUAAUCAACAGCAUGAAAUUCAUUGUUCAUAUUUUGGCAUUCGUCUGUCUUGCACAGAGCGUAUUUGGAGCUCCAAGCCAAGCCAGUAAUGCUGAACCAUCAAACCUUGAUGGUUUAUCAGAAUUGAUCAAUAACUUCAGUUCCGGAUUGUUAGAAAGCGCAAAAAAAAUCGGUGAAGAGGGUGCUAAUAAUAUGAAAAGCGGUUUCAACGAGCUCGCUGGUCAUAUGAACAAAAUAAUGAGUGAAUCAGAUCUAAAAAAAGCUAUGCAAAAUUUUCAAGAAACAAUGAAUGGACAUAUGGAAGCAUUAAAAAAAGAAAAUCCAGAAGCUGCCGCUAGCGCUCAAAAAAUGCAAGAAUCUUUUAAGGAAGCUUUCGAUAAAGCUUUAGAGGAAGGAAAAAAAAUGACAGAAAACUCAAAAGGUGUGAUGGAAGAUAUGUCAAAAGUGGCCAAAGAAGCAUUCGAGAAAGGCAUGGCCGCAGCUAAAGAAGCACAUAAGAAAUUAGAAAAGCAAAUGGAAAAGAAACCUUAGAUAAGUUUUUGUAAAGUUGUUUUCCGUUACCUAACUUUCGUCGAAAAUAUAAAUUUCGAACUCAUUUCAUUAUUUCAUUAGUAAUGUAUUAAGGCCAAAUGUCACCGUGUUAUUUAAUGCAACUUGGAGG
Messenger RNA from Chrysoperla carnea, 751 nucleotides. RefSeq lists its product as uncharacterized. Bases 103 to 621 code for a protein of 172 amino acids. NCBI's taxonomy places the organism in Eukaryota, Metazoa, Arthropoda, Insecta, Neuroptera, Chrysopidae. The record is from RefSeq and is a predicted model, not a curated record. The transcript is spliced from 2 exons.